UCUACAGCGGAAGUGCAGAGCGGAGCGGCGCGCUGUGUUUGUGUCUGGGCGGCUUUGUUUUCUCGGUUUAUCGGUGAUUUAUAGUGAUUUAUAGUGAAUUAUAGUGUAAAUUAGUGAGUUAAUCUGAUUUAUACUGAGCUCUCAGAGCGAGUUCAGUGUGUUUGAUUCACCGGAUUCAGCGUUUAAACCUCAAACAGGACCCGAACCGCCCGACCCGCUCCGAGUUCAGCUCACUGAGAGUGGUGUAAAGAUGAGUCUGGCUUUGGGCCGAGAUCAGCGCAGCACUGCUGGAAACCGCCUCUCCAAACUCCUGGACGAGGAGGAAGAAGACGACUUCUACAAAACCACCUACGGAGGGUUUAACGACGAGUCUGGAGAUGAUGAGUACCGAGGUGACCACUCAGACACGGAGGAUGAAGUGGACAGUGACUUCGACAUCGAUGAAGGAGAUGAGCCAGACAGUAAUGAGGAGGAGGACGCCCCCCGCAGGAAGAGCCGCGUCGUUACAAAGGCUUAUAAAGAGCCAGUGAAGGCGGUAAAGCCGAAAGUGAAGCGUCCGUCUGAAGAACCGAAGAGAACAGAGAGACCCAAAGCCGAAAAACGUUCUCACCAGGACCUGCAGGAGUACGGAGAGCUGCGCAAGUCGGUGCGUAAGUCCACCAGCGAGCACACGAGGAAGACCUUUGAGCGUCUGCAGGAGCGCCAGAUGGAGGCGCCGCGCCGCCGGAAAACCAACACAGAGCGCAUCCUGAGUCAGGAGGAACUGCUGAAGGAGGCUCAGAUUACAGCUCAGAUUAACCUACAGUCUCUAGAGAAUUACGAGCGUCUGGAGGCUGAUAAGAAGAAGCAGGUCCAGAAGAAGAGAAAGUUUGAGGGACCCACGAUCCGCUAUCACUCCGUACUGAUGCCUGUCGCUACAGACGCUCUGCUGAAGGAGGAGAACGUGGACGUGGAGGGGCUGGAUCAGGACACGCCCCAGUCUACUUCCUCCACCAGCGUGGCGGGGGCGGGGUCUCUGUGCUCUCGCACUUUCGUCACCUUCAGCGAUGACGAGGCGUUUGAGGCCGCCUUCCGCCCUUCCGCCCGCUCUGGCCCUGCCCUCCCCGUGCAGGAGGUGUGUCCUGUUACCCACAAGGCCGCGCUGUACCGCGACCCCGUGACGGACAUCCCAUACGCUGACUCCCGCGCAUUCAGGAUCAUCCGCGAGGCGUACCGGAAAUACAUUGCAGCUCACGGUUUCCCCAGCAGUGACUCAACUGAGUCGGCAGGAGGCAGCGGUGCAGCAGCAAAGAGCCUCAGGCCUAAAGGACUGGUCAAACAGGGGCUAAUCACAGCCUAAACACACCAAACAGACACCACAGAGCCAGCAGGGGGCAGCAGUGCAGCCUCAGGCCUAAAGGACUGGUCAAACAGGGGCUAAUCACAGCCUUAACAUACCAACCACUGACACCACAGAGCCAGCAGGGGGCAGCAGUGCAGCCUCAGGCCUAAAGGACUGGUCAAACAGGGGCUAAUCACAGCCUUAACAUACCAACCACUGACACCACAGAGCCAGCAGGGGGCAGCAGUGCAGCCUCAGGCCUAAAGGACUGGUCAAACAAGGGCUAAUCACAGCCUAAACACACCUCACAGACACCACAGAGCCAGCAGGGGGCAGCAGUGCAGCCUCAGGCCUAAAGGACUGGUCAAACAGGGGCUAAUCACAGCCUUAACAUACCAACCACUGACACCACAGAGCCAGCAGGGGGCAGCAGUGCAGCCUCAGACCUAAAGGACUGGUUGAACAGGGGCUAAUCACAGCCUAAACACACCAAACAGACACCACAGAGCCAGCAGGGGGCAGCAGUGCAGCCUCAGACCUAAAGGACUGGUUGAACAGGGGCUAAUCACAGCCUAAACACACCAAACAGACACCACAGAGCCAGCAGGGGGCAGCAGUGCAGCCUCAGGCCUAAAGGACUGGUCAAACAAGGGCUAAUCACAGCAUAAACACGCCAAACAGACACCACAGAGCCAGUAGGGGGCAGCAGUGCAGCCUCAGCCUAAAGGACUGGUCACUAAUCACAGCCUAAGCAGACUGUGCCUCUUUUGUAGUGUGAGUCUCCUGAACUGAACGUCGGGGAUCUAGGCUGUCUGGCGCUGCUGCCAGAGUAAAGUGAUAGUUUGGCUAAAACGGGUCCAAAUGUACCCAGUUCACCCCCCAGAGUGUAGACGAUCGGCCGAGACGGGUUUGGGCUCUGAACUUUGCUUCUUUAGUUUUAGCCCUGAAGCUGCGAGGCUGAUUUAGCUAAUGAGUAAUGGAAGCUUAUAGCCCACCUAUUAGCAUGGUGCUAGCAGCGCUUGCCUCAGUGCAUUUGGAUGAGUUAAACAGCUAAACGGAAGCUAAACAGCUGCUGUAACUCCAUGGAAACAGGCUUUAGGUGAAAUAAUGUUCUUGCAGUAUCUAAACAGCACCUUACAUCCCAGACUGGAUGACGUCGGGGUGACCAGCUCAGCAGGGGGACCACCGUGGUCCCCAUUAAGGAACGUAGUCCAGGUUUAUAGAGUAAUGAUGGCUAGUUAUGUUAGCUACAUUAGCUCAUAGCAGCAGUCCUUAAGCUACAUUAGCUUGUAGCUGUGGUGCUAAAGCUACGUUAGCCUCGUAGCUGCGGUACUAGCUGCGGUACUAGAGGUGCGUUAGCCUCGUAGCUGCGGUACUAGAGGUGCAUUAGCCUCGUAGCUGUGGUACUAGAGGUGCAUUAGCCUCGUGGCUGCGGUGCUGAAGCUACAUUGGCCUCGUAGCUGCGGUGCUAAAGCUACAUUGGCCUCGUAGCUGCGGUGUUAAAGCCGCAUUAGCCUCGUAGCUGCGGCGCUG
Molecule: messenger RNA, 2854 nt
Organism: Colossoma macropomum (tambaqui)
Lineage: Eukaryota; Metazoa; Chordata; Actinopteri; Characiformes; Serrasalmidae
Gene: vps72a
Product: vacuolar protein sorting 72 homolog a
Exons: 7
Coding region: 251-1339 (362 amino acids)
Biological process (GO): regulation of DNA-templated transcription; chromatin remodeling
Cellular component (GO): nucleus
Molecular function (GO): ATP-dependent H2AZ histone chaperone activity
Source: RefSeq, a predicted model, not a curated record